AUGCAGAAGCAAAUAGACAACUUAAUUAGCAAAGGUUACGCAAGAAGGUUAACUGCAGACGAAGUAAAUAGAUCAUACGACCACGAGUGGUACCUGCCGAUAUUUAUCACACUAAACCCCAACAAACCCGGCAAGUUGCGCCUUGUGUGGGACGCUUCGGCCAAAUCUGAUGGAGCCGCUCUUAACGAUUUCCUUCUGUGCGGGCCAGAUCUACUCAAUUCGCUAGUCUUCGUAUUACUGGCUUUUAGAACUGGGCAGUUUGCUAUUUGUGGAGACAUUGCCGAAAUGUUCCACCAGAUUCGCGUAAGAGAAAUGGACAUGCACGCUCAGAGGUUCUUGUGGCACGAGAACUGUGAGGAGUUACAUAACCCUCACAUCUACGUUAUGCAAGCGCUUACCUUCGGCAUCAGCUGCGCACCUUGCAUUGCUCACUUUGUUCGAGAUGUAAAUGCAGAGCAAUACAAGCAAACAUCACCGCGAGCGGUAGAAGCAAUACAAAAGCAUCAUUACGUCGAUGACUUCAUCGACAGCGUCGAUACCGAAGAAGAAGCACUGGAACUGGCACUGCAAGUGAAAGCAAUUCACGCUCAAGCUGGAUUCAACAUUCGUAACUGGGCAUCUAACUCAUCAGCUGUUCUGAGGCAACUUCCAGGGGAGUCCGUCGAAGAUCAAACUCCUAAGGAAUUAAGCAAUGCAGAAAAAAUAUUAGGUUUGUUUUGGGAUCCAACUAACGAUGUUUUUAAGUUUAUUUGUAGGUUCUCCAAAAUGAGACGAGACAUCUUGCAAUGUAGCUUGGUCCCAACCAAAAGGGAAGUACUCCAGGUGUUGAUGUCCAUCUUCGACCCUCUCGGGUUUGUGGCACAUUACACCAUAGGUCUUAAAAUACUACUGCAGGAUGUAUGGCGAUCGGCCAUUAACUGGGAUGACCCACUCCCAGGUCCGCUUUACAACAAGUGGUGCCAGUGGAAGACGUUGUUGCCAGCAAUAACCUCUAUUACGAUUCCGCGAUGUUAUUCACAACUUCUAAAAGACUCCGAAAGCAACCAAAUCCACACCUUCGUAGAUGCCGGCGAGUAUGCUUACGCGGCAAUUUGCUAUUUGCGAGUGAAAAACAAAAACGAAGUCAACACUAUCAUCGUGGCCGCUAAGUCAAAAGUAGCACCGCUAAAGCCCGUAUCUUUCCCGAGGCUUGAACUACAAGCUGCAGUGACUGGCGUAAGAUUGGCGAACAAUGUGAUGAAGGCACUACAAGUUCCGAUUCAUGCUCGAUUCUGGUGGUCAGACUUAAAGACCGUGCUCAAAUGGCUCCGCAUGGAUCCGAGAAAUUUCAAACAGUAUGUAAUGCAUCGCGUGGGCGAGGUAUUGGAGGCGACCAACGCCACUGACUGGAAUUGGGUUCCCUCAAAACUUAACCCUGCUGACUUGGCAACGAAAUUCAGCCGGCAACAAAGUUCCGAUAUCUGGCUGCACGGGCCGAAAUUCUUAUCUUUCAAUCAAACCGAUUGGCCGAAAUGCGACGACCUCGGACCAGUGGAGCAUACUGAACUCCGACAUUUUACCUUUCAUAUAACCAAAGGCGAAACCACACAACCUUUAAUCGAUGCUGAUAGGUUCUCAAGCUGGCGUCGAUUAUACUUGACGAUGGCGAUGGUAAUAUUUUUCGUAGAAAAACUAAAAUCCAAGAUAAAGAAGGAGCAAAUACCUACCGGCGUAUGUGACAAGAUUAUCCACAGAGCUAAGAGCGCGCUCAUAAAAGAGGCACAGCAGAGUGAAUAUCGGCAAGAAGUUAUCAACCUCAAAUGCGGUAAGAGUAUUGAAAGCGAUAGCAAACUAAUCUCUUUAAAUGUCUAUUUAAGCGACGAAGGUAUACUCAGAUCACGGGGAAGAGCCGAAAGCUUAAGAACUGGCGACUCUAUAAUCUUACCGACAAACAACUCAAUCACAGCUUUAAUAGUUCGACAUUACCACGAACGAAAUCAUCAUCAAUUUCAUGAAGCAGCCUUGAACUCGAUUCGCGAACAAUAUUAUAUUCCACGCCUACGAGUACUUUACCGCAAAAUACGAAGGUCAUGUCAACGCUGCAAGAACGAUGGCGCUAAGCCAAAUACUCAGCAAAUGGCUCCGCUACCAGCUGCACGUUUGGCAAGCUUUGAGCGUCCCUUCACCUAUGUCGGAAUAGAUUUUUUCGGUCCGAUACAUGUCUCGAUUGGAAGGCGCAGAGAGAAAAGCGCAGACGACGAUGCGCUCACACCAAACCACCUGCUCCUCGGAUCUACCGACGGACACAAAUCAGUCUUCAACGAGGCAUCAAACCUACGACAGCAGUGGCACAAGACACAAGACUUCGCUAACAAGUUCUGGCAACGUUGGCUGCAGGAAUAUACUCCAAUCAUUCAACGUAGAGCCAAAUGGUUCAGCAAGCGGGCAUCAGUCGCAAUCGGAGACGUCGUUGUUGUUGUUGAUGAGACUCUGCCGCGAAAUUAUUGGCCGAAGGGUAUCAUCGUUGAUGUCGUAAAAGCAAAAGAUGAACAGGUGCGACGGGUAACUAUAAAAACGCAAAAGGGUCUAAUGCAAAGGCCCGCAACCAAGGUGGCAGUGUUGGAUGUCACCGGCAAUACUUAA
Messenger RNA from Rhagoletis pomonella (apple maggot), 2622 nucleotides. RefSeq lists its product as uncharacterized. The coding region runs from base 1 to 2622 and encodes 873 amino acids. The transcript is spliced from 2 exons. The record is from RefSeq and is a predicted model, not a curated record. Lineage: Eukaryota; Metazoa; Arthropoda; Insecta; Diptera; Tephritidae.